UCUUCUAGUUCUCUUAUGACUUGUUUUUCUUUCACGCUCCUUUCACCUGAACAAUUUGAUUUAAAUGUCAAGUCAAAACACUGUCAAUGUUGAUCGAAUAUGUAAUAUGAUCAGUGUGAUUUCCUAUAAAUUGAAAAUUUUUAAUCGUUAAAUAACUUCCCCUUUCUGUUUGCAAAAUUUUAAGGCUAAAAUCAUAGAGCAGGAGGUCGUUCUUAUUCUAGAGUUUAAAAUUUUAAUUUCCUCUCAGCAGAAAUGGACAGAAAGUUUAAAAGAAGAAUUGAAAGGAAGGGGUAUUCUGAUACGAGCGCUAGAUCCGAUCAUGGAAAGGACUCACUUGCUAACGAGGAAGUAACAACAAAAAGUGGAAUUGUUGUCGCAGCUAUUGACUUUGGAACAACCAACUCUAGUUACGUUUUCGUUUAAGCAUGAUUUCCUUACAAAUCCUCUGAAAAUUCAUGUUGCUCAAGGCCAAAUGAAUGCGAAGCAGCCAACAUGCUUAUUGUUGACACCAGAAAAGGCUUUCCACUCGUUUGGCUAUGAGGCAAAGUCAAAAUAUUUGGCACUAUCUAACGAAGACAAGCACGGAAAUUGGUUUUUCUUCUGGGAAUUCAAAAUGACUCUUCACCAACAUAAGGAAAUUCAAGGUAACUAUGAGCUGACUGCAGAAAAUGGGCAGAAAAUGGACGCACUGACAGUUUUCAGUUUAUCAAUAGAGUAUCUGAAGAACCACUUACUGGGAAUGCUAAAUUGUAGCUCUUUGGGAGUAGAGGAGCAUGAUAUCACGUGGGUCAUUACCGUUCCUGCCAUUUGGAACGAUUCUGCAAAAAAGUUUAUGCGAAAAGCUGCUGAGAAGGCUAGGAUUGCGAAGAGUAGUAUUGAGAUAGCUCUAGAACCGGAAGCUGCGUCGAUCUACUGUCGUCAACUUCCGAUAACACGUGACCCCCAAACAGAAACAGGCAUGACAAAGUUUCCAGCUGGAACACGCUAUCUUAUUCUGGUCUGUGGAGGUGGUACAGUUGAUUAGACAGUACACGAAGUACUUGAAGGCAACAGUUUGAAGGAACUUCACAGUGCAACUGGUGGAAAUUGGGGAGGAACAGCUGUUAACAAAGCCUUUGUUAGCUUUGUUUCCAAUCUUGUAGGACCUGAAGUUUUCGAAGAAUUUUCCAGUACCCACAAGGCUGACUAUAUGGAAAUGCUCGACGAAUUUGAGAACAAGAAAAAAAUGACCAAACCUGAUUCUUUGGAAACUGUCACGAUAAGGAUGCCAAUCCAGUUACAGGAUAUGUU
Molecule: messenger RNA, 1290 nt
Organism: Ruditapes philippinarum (Manila clam)
Lineage: Eukaryota; Metazoa; Mollusca; Bivalvia; Venerida; Veneridae
Product: heat shock 70 kDa protein 12B-like
Exons: 6
Coding region: 473-1024 (183 amino acids)
Source: RefSeq, a predicted model, not a curated record